This is a messenger RNA of Pelobates fuscus (common spadefoot toad), 1891 nucleotides long. RefSeq names its product FA complementation group C (gene FANCC). The transcript is spliced from 15 exons. Lineage: Eukaryota; Metazoa; Chordata; Amphibia; Anura; Pelobatidae. Gene Ontology annotation, biological process: nucleotide-excision repair; cellular response to oxidative stress; interstrand cross-link repair. The coding region runs from base 178 to 1839 and encodes 553 amino acids. The record is from RefSeq and is a predicted model, not a curated record. Gene Ontology annotation, cellular component: Fanconi anaemia nuclear complex.
UCCGGACGUUCUCGGCAGUCGGCUGUUCUGGUCUGAUCUGUGGGGUUCAGGGUUUGCGGCCAGUUCACAGGGAAUGUGUGGGAAUCUCCCAGCAUGCUUCACGCUGCUCGUGUGGUACAAAUUCUUUUUCCCAUGAGAUGACUUAUUACCAAACUUUUUGUCUCUGCAUAUUUGGUAAUGGCCCAAGUCAUGCCAAACAGUGUCUUGAGCUUCCAGUGUUGGCUUAGUAAAGCUGCUGAAUGGGGUCAGACAACCACUUUAGAAUCCCAGCAAGAUGUCUGCGCUCACUUGCCUCAAUUACUGACCUUUCUCCUGCAGAUUUCUGAAUCUCUCAAACACAUGAGUCUAAAUUCAGCACUUGCAAGAUUCCCUGCAAUUGAUCAGCUACUGAAACAACUAUGCUGGAAUCCCUUUGUUGUGGGACAUGAGGGCUUGCAGAAAGCACUGAUGUCCUGCCUGUGUUGCCUGUAUAGCAGUGAUCCACGUGGCCCUUUGGAAUUAAAAACUAAUGACUGGAUACAGGACUUGCUGUGCAGUCUCUUUUCUGGCUCUCAACAUGAAUUUCACAAGGAAUGGAAAGCUAUUGCCCAACUUGGAUGGACCACUGCUGGCUACCAUGGAAAACUUUUGAAGAACACAAUUGCAUCACUGAUUUCACAGCUCAAAGGCUGCCAGUCUGUGGGUGGUUGCAGUAAACCUAGGCUCUCCGCAGAGGAUAUACGUUCAAUAUCUGUAAAGUGUAUCCCGAUCCAUACCUUGCCUGAUAUUGUCCCCUUAUUGGAAGCCCUUUUAAUCUACCACUGUCCUGAACCAACAGAAGUUCUCGAUGAACUCUUUUUAUGUACUAUAAACAAUUCCAUUAUGUGGAAGAAGAUUGUACUAAGUGAAUCAGCAGUACUUAGCUUGUGGCUUCGGCAUUUACCGAGUCUUGAAAAUGCUGUUCUGGAUUUAUUUCAAAGAUUAAUUGCCAUUCAAAGCAAAUCAUCGGGAGAAUUGGAACGUGUUAUAAAAGAUUCAUUCUUGCCCCAGGCUGCCUGCCAUCCAUCCAUUUUCAUGAUUAUUGAUGGGAUUUUCAGGAACGCACUACUGGAGACUGAUGGUACUAUAAAAGUAAUAACUAUAAUACGAUUGUUUACACAACGAUUCAUCCAGAUGUAUGAGAAAGAUAACUUGCAGGCCCGGUUUCCUUUGAGGACAUUUUUUCCGCACAAUAGUCUUAAUCUUGUGAUGGCUUUGCUCAGACAAUUCCAAGGCUUAACACAUAGAGUCUGCUUUCAGCAUCUGCAUAGUAUUGUACAAAAGGUGAAGGAUGUGGACAGUGGAACAAGAUCUCAUGAAAAUCUCUUUAAUUCCUGGUUUUUGCUAAUUCAUUUUGGAGAUUGGGUGGAUGUUGCAGCAGAACAGCUGUUGACGUCAGAGCAUGAAAUUUCAGAUGACCUGCUGUGGCUUUUGGCAUUUUAUUACAAUCCGUGCAAUGACAACCAGGAGAGGAUUAAAACAAUGAUAGCAGCAAGAGAGGUUUGUACCAGCUUGAGAAAGCUCAGCAGCAAUGCUGUUGCAUGUCCAGUUACUUUACAGACUAUACAUGAAGGGAAAAGAGAACAAACGUGGAACUUCUGUACAAUGCAGCUUAUCAGGCAUCUAUGUGUCACAUUCCUCCUUUAUUCAUCUGAAUGGCAUACUGUUGCCAAGGAUUGCAUUUCCAGAAUGACUCAGACACAGGAAGCUGCCAACGAAGUCUCUGACGUACUGGCUCGUACUCUAUGUAGACUUAAUAGUACAGGAAUGAAAAAUGAAAAGAUAACCAAGAAAGCACUUGAGCUGCUUCAUGACUUUUGAUACAAAUAAGAAAACAAAGAUUCAAUGUGUAUUUCAAUAACGAUGUGUAUAU